Messenger RNA from Linum trigynum, 1009 nucleotides. The record is from the annotation of a GenBank genome assembly. NCBI's taxonomy places the organism in Eukaryota, Viridiplantae, Streptophyta, Magnoliopsida, Malpighiales, Linaceae.
UAAGGUCAGUCAGGUUAGUCUGGUUUGGUUUGUCCGUUUGUAAUUUGUUUUGUAACCUGUACUCUCCGAUUGGUGAAAUUUGUUCUCCCCUGCGCCUGUGGAUUAGCUAGCACACAUAUUGUGUUAGUGAACCACGUUAAAUCUGUGUUCGUUCGUGUUGGUUUGGAUUAUCGGUUGCCACGCUUCUCUGUUCUGACAAAGAGAUCAAUCAUGGCCGCCGAGAACGCCAACAGUACUGCCGAUGCUGUCAACAACGGCAAUAGUGCCGACGCCGCUGCCAAAAAAGCCGGCGCUGCUGCUCCACAAGUAGUGUUCCGGUGUGCAGCGUGCCCUCGGGAAUUCGAUAAUGCAUGGGACCGCGCUAUGCACGAGCGGGAUGAUCACCAUCAGGGUUACUACGAUUCCGAUGUUUGGUGUAACAUCUGCGGGGAGAUUUUCAGCGAUCUGUCCGGGGUGAUUGCGCACCAACACCACUGCCACCUCGCCGAGGCUAGCUUACUCUGCCCCUGUCAGCGCCGCUUUCGUAGGUUUGAGGACGCGGCGCAGCACAUGAUUCGCCGUCACAGCUAGCGUCGUAGUAGUUGUUCGUCGCAAUUAGCUAGCUAGUGUGCCAGCCAAGUUAGGUUGUCUGUCCGGGUUGUUAGCCUUAACUAAUUUACUAUUCUGUAGCUUGUUAUUCAAUGUUUUUAAUUUAUUAUGUAUUGGUUUUCUGUUCUGUAUUUCCCAUAGUUUAGCGAUCGAGUGCCAACUAUUGGGCUCCCAGUCAUGCAUUAAUCAUUAUGAGCCUGCCCAAUUCCUCUUUUUGUGCUUUAGUGGACAAGUUUAAACAACAACGUAAGAAGUUGAGUUGAUUGUUAACGGAUUUGUUAGCCUAGCCUGUCAUGAAAUAACUAAAACUGUUCCCAAGGCCAUGCAUUGUAGGGUGGCUAUACGGUCCGGUCCGGUUAAAUUGGACCAAAUUGAUCCGGUCCCAGUCCGGUCUUUUCGGGAAUAUAAGGACCAAAGAUUG